CUUUCACCAUUUCUGCCUUUCUCACGCUUCCAAUCAGUUCAUUUAUACAAUACCAUUUUUCCUCUUUAUAACUUGCAUUUUCCAAUUCCACAGUACACAAAUGGCGUUGCGCUACGACCGACACAGCUCUCGAAUGAGCCUGGCCAGCACGGACAAUGGGUCACGGCGACACAGUCUUUUGUCGGCAGAUGGCAAUCAGCAUCUGGACAGCACAUACAACUAUGCGGAUUCAUGGAGUCCGCAGGGCGACAAGCUCAGGCGGUGGCGACAGACGUAUAUAGCCAGCGAGACCGGCGACACAGAGGGAGUGCAGUCAACAUCGCUGGCGCUGCCGGACGACUCGCGGUUCACCACGUGCAUGGCACUGAGCGACGACCAGCCACUGCUUGCAAUUGGAUCGGGCAGCUAUGAGACAAACAUGUUUUUUGUCCAGAGCCUGGACGAUCAACUCGAUGUUAAGGCGUCGUUUGCAUCCAAAUUUCCUAUAUACUCGCUGGCCCUCAAGUCCAACCUGCUGAUGGCCGGAACGGACCGCAACACCAGCGUGCUGUACCAUGUUGAUCGCGCGCGGCUGCUGGGAUUUGCAUCGGACGAUAGCGAUGGCCCGCUGGUGCGCUGCGUUGGAACGUUUAAGAACAAGGCUGCCAAGAGCAUCGACGUUGCUGCGCCCGGCAACCAUGUGCCGACAAAGCGCGUAUCGUGUGUGGAGUUUGCGCCCCCCUUUGCGGCCGGCAGCUCAUCCGGGUGGCCGCCGGCGCAGGUUGCGGCGGGCGCCGAUGUGUUUUUGGCAUGUCUGGGCGGUGUCGUCAAUGUAUGGGACGCGUCGAGCAGCCAGCAUGCGCUGCGCGCCGAGAAAGUGUCGGCGCAGCCUAUCAGCCGCGCCGCUUGGAGCCCGCAGGCGCCGGCCAAUCUGAUUGCGGCCGGCGGAACCGACGGCGUUGUCAGCAUUAUUGAUCUGCGGCGGCGCGGCCGCUCGCUGGUCUGGCGCACGGCGGGCGCGUCUGUGGAUGCUGUUGGUGGGUACAGCUCGUGGCUGGGCGGCGCUGGGCUAGCCGGCGACUCGGGCGCAGUUAACGACGUUGCCUGGUCGCCGUUUGUGCCAUACUGGCUGGCGGCUGGCGGCGAGUCCGGUGCCGUUAGCUUGUGGGAUCUGCGCUAUGUGUCAGAGUGCGGGCCGGCGGCGACGCUGCGUCACCCGACGGGCCACGGCGCCGCACGCAGCGUGGCGUGGAGCGCGUCUCAUGCGGACAUGCUGUCAACAGGGUCUGGCGACAAGGCGUGGUGGCUGCAGUCGAUGCGCGCUGAGGACUUUGCUGACGGCAGCGGCCGGCGCUCGGUCAGGGCGGCUGUAGUGGCCGAGCGCCGCGCGGCAGACGACAUUGGCUCGGUCAUUGCCGUGCGCGCCAAGGGCACUACCUUCUACACCCUGAGCUCGUGUGGCGACCUCUACGCACACCGCUUGACUGGACAAGCGCUGCAGGGUGCUGCGGUGCACCGCGUUGGUAGCGAGUUUGCAGCCGCUGAGGAGGCUGUUUACGCACGUGAUGUGCGCAAGGCCGCUGAGAUUGUGCUUGGGAUGAUGGAGGAGGGUGACCUGGGCGACGAGACCGAGACCAACAAGACGCUCUGCGAUCUGUUCAAGGUUAAGCCGCGGCCUGGCCACAACUCAUGGGCACUUCCGCCACAGUCUUCGGGAGCAGCAGCCGGCAGCUCGCUGGCUGAUGGAGUGGGCAGCGGUGGCAGCGGAGGCUUAAAUCAGGCGGUCCUGAACAGUGGUGAGGCUGCGGCGGCGUUUCUUGCCGACAUUGAGCGCUUUGGCUAUGGGUUGCCGCCGGACUUUCCGCUAGAGGCGGUGGCGCAGCGGCAUCCGGUGGUGCUACAGGUUCUUGAACGGCUCAACCUGGCCAGCCUGCGCACCAAGCUGGCCGACCUUGUUGCUGACCCGCAGGCGACCACGUCGAACGGCCAGCCGGCAUGGAAGGUUAUUGUGGAGAAGCACAAGGUGAUUGCACAGUACGCACAAAAGGCGCCAGCGCUGUUCGAUGCGAAGCUGCUGCGCGGCGUCGUGAAGCUCGUUCUGCCCCACGACUGCAUUGCUGGCUUGUCGCUGGGCCUAGGCAUCUGCCGUGCAUUCCUGGCUAAUGGUCGCAGCGAGGAGCUGGACAGUCUGGUGCACGUGCUUUUGUUUCCCACUGUGUUUGACGUUGCCGACGAUGCUGCCGCUGCUGCUGCGGCGGACUCGGCUGGUGCGAGGCCCGUUUUGGUGCUGGACGCCGAGCAAGUGCGAGCGCGUAUCCGCGAGUGCCUGGUUGCGUGUCCGGCGGCUGUGCUCGAGAUGGUGGCGCUGGAGAUCAGCAUCCAAGAGACUGUUCUCGCGGGCGGCGAGCAGGCGCAAGUGGCUGAGAGCAUUGUUGCAGCGAUGAAGGCGCAUGCGCAGACAGUGGCGCCCAUGCUGGCGGGCUCCAACAUGCAGAUCCACACGGCGUAUCCGGCAACAACCACGGUGUCAGCCAGCGUCGUGCGGUUGUACUUCAACUCGCUUGUGCCCAUGCGCGCCUACGACGAGUACCUGGUCAACACACAGUGGUGGCGGGCACAAUCCCCGCCAGACUCUGCCACAGAGGGCCGCCUGGUAGGCGCCGACUUUGGGUGGCCAUCGUCCUACCCUCUUGCGCGCUUGCUUAACCGGCAAGCCGCCACGCUUGUUGUGCCGAGGUUCCGCCGACAGAUCGACGUUGUGCGGUCAACUGUGCAGAAGGAACCGCUGAGCCUGGAGCCGCGGCUUUACCGCGACACCUUGUUGAAAAUUGCACGCGUCAAUUUACUUAUGCGCUGCGAUACUGCUCUCGGGUUUACUGCGUCUUCUCCGCCUGGCGGACAACAGAUGACGUCGACGUCGGUUUCCUCUUCUGAGUUGUCCGAGAGCUUUGAGGAGGUGGGCCACGCGUUUUUGAUGCUUUUGGAGGCGCUGACCAGGCACAGUAGCCAGCGGGAGGCCUACAAGAAGGCUGCAGCUGAGGCACAGCCCUUAUACGAGUCCUUGAGCGCCUUGCUGGAGUCGGAGCGCGCCAACAGGCCGCAUCAGCGGCAGAUGGGCAGGCUGGGGGCGGCAGGGGGGCCAAAGGAUAUUGACUUGUUGUUGUUGGAUGAGCGCAAGGCGCACAUGUCGACGGUGUCGAGAUAUCUGCGCAAACUGGAGCAGUAUACCGGGACAACGACGACAAAAACAUCAACAAAUGAGCGUGGUCUGUGAAGCAAGUUAAUUUGAAAAUUUUGAAUGAAUAAAUUAAUGAAUGAAUGACAAUGAGGGAGGAUUGUCUCUUGGAGCUGCAAUUAUUUUGUACUUUGUAUUGUUUUUUUAUCUUUACUUUUUCAAUAUAAGAACCAUUUCAAU
Molecule: messenger RNA, 3394 nt
Organism: Kickxella alabastrina
Lineage: Eukaryota; Fungi; Kickxellomycota; Kickxellomycetes; Kickxellales; Kickxellaceae
Exons: 1
Coding region: 101-3253 (1050 amino acids)
Biological process (GO): positive regulation of TOR signaling
Molecular function (GO): protein binding
Source: RefSeq, a predicted model, not a curated record